AUGACAGAUCAACAACAUGCAAUUAUCAUUUCGGAUAGUAUUCCUGAGGUGGUAGAAGUUCUUGAUUCACAAAUGAGUGCCUGUGCAACACCAUCAUCGACAGUGCCAACCAUUGGAGACAAUUUAUCACUACAAUUAAAUAGUAAUAUAUUUGAUGAUGAUGAUGAUGGUGUAAAUGAUAAGGAAGUUCCGAUACAAGUGGAGAAAACUCAAUCACUGAUUAAUAUUGAUGAUGAGGAGGAGGACUUGAUAACACCAAUUAGUGCUCUUGUUGAAAAAGAAAUUAAUAAUCAUAAUAACAAUAAUGAUGGAAAUGAUCGAGUGGAAGAAAAUAAUGUGGAAAAGGAAUCACCAACAAGACAAGAUUUGGAAGAAUCGAUAGUAGAGGAUGUGAUUAUGAUUGAUGAUUCACAGAGUCAACAGGAAGAUACUGGGUUUGAGAGUGAUGAAGAAGAAGAGGAGGAGGAAGAGGAAUCUGUUCAACCAAGUAUUAUUCCCGAUAAAACAAUUUCAACUUGUACAGUAAAUUUAGAAGAAGAAGGAGAAGAGGAAGAACAACCAUCAUCAUUCUCUGCAACAACGGAAAUGGUCAACUUGUUGGCAAACAAGACACCAACACUAGCAAUUACACCAAGUGCAGAAAAAGCACCUAUUAGAACAUUUAGAAAAAACUCUGCUUCGGAAAAUACUAGCUCUAGCUCUGAAAAGGAAUCAACUAUUUCAAUAUCUUUCACAAAUGUUUCGCACAAUUUAAUUGACAAGAUUCAAAAAUUAUUAGAUGAAGAAUAUAUUAAUCAUUCAAAGAAGGGAAGAAAAAGGGAAAAUGUAACGCUAUGCUCUGGUAUUAUAGAGGCCAAUCCUCUCUUUGCCACCGAGAAGAUUAAUUUCGAUGCCAACUAUUUGAAAACUUUAAAAAUUGAUGUAGAAAAACCUAAAAUUGAGGACAAACCACCAAACUCUAACAAGAUUUGCUAUAAUUGCCUAGGUGUUGGUCACAUUAUUCGUGAUUGCACUCUCCCAAUUGACUAUGACCAAAUUGAGCUUAAUAAGGAAAGUUUCAAAUCGAAUGAUUCAAGAUUUUACGAAUCAAUCGACCCAAGACAUACGAGAUCUCGUGAUAGAAAUACUGCUUGGAACAAUGCUCUAGAUAUGGGAGAUAUGGCCAUAAAACUCUCUGAACGAACAAGGAGAAAAUUAACCUCACAUGAAUUGGAAUCAUACAAGUGUGCCACUCCAGAAAACAAAGUUCAUUCCAAGGAUAUUGGCAAGGUGAGUGAUGAAUUUCUCUAUGGAGGUGCCCUUCCAGCAGAUUAUUCAGGUAGAAAGGAACAGCUCAAUAAGGUAUUUACCAAGCUGAAAGAACAUAAGGAAGGUGGAAAGAAGAGAAAGCUUGAUCAAGCUAAUAGUGCCUCUGAGGAUGAAUAUAUUCAUGUGAAUGUCUCUCAAAAUUCCUCGAAGAAAUUUAAAAAGAAUAAGAAAUAUAAGGGAUCUAAUAAUUAUAGUCAAUCACAACAAGAUAGAGAUUACAAUAAUAAUAGUAAUAGCAGGAAUAAUAGAAAUAAUAAUAACUACAAUUACAAAUCCAAUAAUAGAAGAUAUCAAGAUAAUGAUAGAUAUCAAGACGAUGAUAGAUAUGAUAAAAGAUAUAAUGACAAUAAUCGUCACUAUCAUGAAGAUGAGGAAGAGGAAUACUCUCAAAGAAGCUACUCGAAGGAUCGUAAUAAUAAUAAGAAUAAGAAGAAUUCAAACAAUAAGAAAUACUAUUCCAACAACAAUAGAAGAUAA
This is a messenger RNA of Naegleria gruberi, 1785 nucleotides long. RefSeq lists its product as uncharacterized. Lineage: Eukaryota; Heterolobosea; Eutetramitea; Acrasida; Naegleriidae. The transcript is spliced from 2 exons. Gene Ontology annotation, molecular function: zinc ion binding; nucleic acid binding. The record is from RefSeq and is a predicted model, not a curated record. Bases 1 to 1785 code for a protein of 594 amino acids.